AUGAUCCUGCAGCUGGCGGCUCUGGUACUGCUAGUCCUGGACCAGGCCGGGGCGGUGGACCUGGGGGUCCCCGAGACCCCCUCCGGACCCCCUCCGGACCCCCCAACGCCCCCCGCCCGACGCCCCGAGGGUCGGCCCCACGUCCUGACCGGUGCCAGCUGCGAGACGCCCCCGGCGCCUCCUCCGCGCGGCCCUCCGGGGCCAGGCCCGGCCUCGGCACGAGGCAGGCGUCGACGUCGACGCUCGGUGUCGCGGGCUCGACACGUGGAGCUGCUCUUGGUGGCCGACGCGUCCAUGCGGAGGACCUACGGCCAGGGCCUGCAGCAUUACCUGCUGACCCUCGUGGCCAUCGCCUCGCGCCUCUACGGACACGCCAGCCUGGAGAACCCCGUCCGCCUGGCCGUCGUGCAAGUACUGGCCCUGGACGAAGACCAGAACCAAGACCAGGACACGGACCGGGACGAUGACCGAGGACCCCCCGUCCACCGCAACGCGGCCGCCACCCUCAAGGCCUUCUGCAAGUGGCAGCACCGGCGAGGCCGGCAGGGCGGAGGACGCGGGGGCCACUAUGACGCCGCCAUCCUCUUCACAAGGGAGGACCUGUGUGGCCACCACUCCUGCGACACCCUGGGCAUGGCAGACGUCGGGACGGUAUGCUCCCCCGAGCGCAGCUGCGCCGUCAUCGAGGACGACGGUCUCCACGCGGCCUUCACCGUGGCCCAUGAAAUUGGCCACCUGCUCGGCCUCUCCCACGACGACUCCAAGUUCUGCGAGGAAAACUUCGGCGCCACAGAAGACAAGCGCCUGAUGUCGUCCAUCCUGACGAGCAUAGACGCCUCGCGACCGUGGUCCAAGUGUACGUCGGCCACCAUCACCGACUUCCUGGACGACGGCCACGGGAACUGCUUGCUGAACGUCCCCAAGAAGCAGAUCCCGGGGCCCGAGGAGCUCCCGGGCCAGACGUACGAUGCCAUCCGCCAGUGCCAGCUGGCCUUCGGGCCCGAGCACACCGUGUGCCCCGGCAUGGACGUCUGCGCCCGGCUGUGGUGUGCCGUCCUGCGCCAGGGCCAGGUGGUCUGUCUGACCAAGAAGUUGCCCGCCGUCGAGGGGACGCCCUGUGGCAAGGGGAGAAUUUGCCUGCAAGGCAAGUGUGUGGACAAAACCAAGAAAAAGUAUUACUCGGUCUCCAGUCACGGCAACUGGGGGUCGUGGGGACCCUGGGGUCAGUGUUCCCGCUCCUGCGGAGGAGGGGUCCAGUUCUCCCGCCGCCACUGCAACAACCCGGCCCCCCGAAACAACGGCCGCUACUGCACCGGCAAGCGGGCCCUCUAUCGCUCCUGCAGCAUCACGCCGUGUCCCGACAGCGGCAAAAGCUUUCGCCAGGAGCAGUGCGAGGCCAAGAAUGGCUUCCAGUCGGACGCCAAGGGGCUGAAGACUUUUGUGGAGUGGGUACCCAAAUACGCGGGCGUCCUUCCGGCCGACGUCUGCAAGCUGACCUGUCGAGCUAAAGGGACCGGCUACUACGUGGUUUUCUCCCCAAAGGUGACGGACGGGACCGAGUGCCGGCCCUACAGCAGCUCGGUCUGCGUGCGGGGCAAAUGCGUGAAGACCGGCUGCGACGGGGUCAUCGGCUCCGCGCCGCAGUUCGACAGGUGCGGGGUGUGCGGAGGCGACAACUCCAGCUGCACCAAGGUCACCGGGACCUUCAAUAAGAGGAGCAAGGGGUACACGGACGUGGUCCGCAUCCCCGAGGGCGCCACCCACAUCAAGAUCCGCCAGUUCAAGGCCAAGGACCAGAGCCGCCUGACGGCCUACCUGGCCCUGAAGAGGAAGAGCGGCGAGUACCUGCUGAACGGCGGCUACGUCAUCUCCACGUCCGAGACCGUGGUGGACGCCCAGGGCACCGCCCUCAACUACAGCGGCUGGAGCCACCAGGACGACUUCCUCCACGCCAUGGGCCACGCGGCCACCCGCGAGGUGCUGGUGGCCCAGGUCUUGGCCACCGACCCCACGCGGCCCGUGGACGUCCGCUACAGCUUCUUCGUGCCCAACCGGGCGGCCCCCGGGUCCAACGCCGUGCCCGGCCGGGCCGCCCCGCGCUGGGUGACCGGGCCCUGGCUCUCCUGCUCUCGGACGUGCGACCGGGGCUGGCAGUCCCGGACCGUGCAGUGCCAGGACGGAAGCAAGAAGUUGGCCAAGGGCUGCCUCCUGCCCCAGAGGCCUACCGCCUUCAAGCAGUGCCUGCUCAAGAAGUGCUGACCCCCAGGCCUGGGGCCCAGUGGCCGUGGGAGGGGGCCGGUCCGGGGGGCGUCACGCCAACCGGGGGCAGGAGGUGGGCAGGAUCGACCCGCCCCGCAAGACGACAACGGAGAGGGCCCUCGUCUCCGCACAGGAGACCGUGGGACGGAUCCAUCGCGGUAGGCCGUGGGGUGAAAGGUCACCGGACGACCCCCGUGGCUCCGGGGCCCGCUCCCUUCCUCCCCCGCAGAGAGCGGACCCCUGGCACUGACCGUCACGCAUUUGGAUUUUCACUCCUGGCGAAUACAUCUCCCGGGGACGUCGCUCGAUGCCACUUGACGCUACAAGGAAACGAGAAACAGCCUCUCCGGAAACCAAGCGGUCGGCUGACGUGUUUCUGCGUCCGUCUCCCACUCGUUGCUGUUCCCGAUGAGGUGACCUACGUUUCGGUCAUCGGAGAGGGCCACACGACCACUUCCUGAUGGCACGAUUCUUUAUGUGGUCUAACAUCGCCCCGCCCGUAAAGGGGAAACGCACCAACAGGGAUUCACAGAUCGUUUUGUGCAUGUGUGUUCAUGCGCACGCACACGGUAAAAAGUGACAUCUGAUAUGUCAAAAUUUGGAACAAUAAAAAAGCAUGUUGCUGCGUUCUGUGACGAUCCCAAACUGUUUUGUUAUCUGCCACUCCCCCGCUGAAAUCUAACAAUGUGUAAUGUACCUACAUGUCUCGAAGAAGGCGUGGAAGGUCAGCAGAGCACAGCAAAUAGUAUUUUAUCGAUGUCUGUUCACCGUUUUUAAAACCGGUACCCAUCCGCCAGCAAAACUUUCCGACUUGUCAUUUUUCUGUUUUCAUUUGUUUUAUGACUAGAGGAACCAUUUCGGUUUUGUUCGGAGUCUAAAGCGCACCAAGAUCACUAAGGAGUUAACUCCAUCUCGAUCUGGUGGUUAAAUCCCUAUCAAAUAAGACUGUUUCCACAGAGUGAAAUGUUAUUCCUUAUUGCCUGGAUCCCAUCGUCUGACUUUUUUUUUUUUUAACCACUUGAAAAGUUUUUUGAAGCCGCAGCCAGGGUGAAAUGGAAAAAAAAAACUAUUCAGGAAGGGUUGGGUAUUUUUUUGAAGUCUUGUGUAGGCAGAGUAGAAGUAUUUGAAACGGAGUUAACCAUGCUUUGCUUGUCAGAGCGCAGUCGGUGGGGUCUUAAUGGUGAGGCGAAAGAUGGAAAGUUGCAUUUCAGACCGAUUUUGUCAUCAUUAGCUCAGACACUUGGGAAAUUCCUGCCAUAGCAAACCUGUGUCGAGCACAGCCGGACGGUAAGUGCUUACUGCACACUGUUAUACUUACCGUUCUUAUUUUAUCCCGCUGCCUUCAACUGAAAAUACAAAUCAGCCCUCCCACCCCCUUCCAGGGAUAGGCAGGGGUUCGGGGGUCAGGCAUUGAGUCGGGGAAUAGCAAUAAUGUCAUUUGUUAAGCUCUCACUGUGUGCCAGGCACUGUACU
Tachyglossus aculeatus (Australian echidna) is the source of this 3732-nucleotide messenger RNA. RefSeq names its product ADAM metallopeptidase with thrombospondin type 1 motif 5 (gene ADAMTS5). Gene Ontology annotation, molecular function: metalloendopeptidase activity. Gene Ontology annotation, biological process: proteolysis; extracellular matrix organization. The record is from RefSeq and is a predicted model, not a curated record. Gene Ontology annotation, cellular component: extracellular matrix. Lineage: Eukaryota; Metazoa; Chordata; Mammalia; Monotremata; Tachyglossidae.